GAAAACGAUUAGCGUUCUUGCACUUUGCAGCAAGCAAAUACCUCACUGCAGAAUUCAAGCGCGUGCUGUGAAGUAGAUCUCGUAGAAUACUAGUAGACGGCGGUGUUAUCUGAUAACGAAGGGAUAUGGGGCUCGAAUGCAAAUCGCAGGGUAGGCUCAUGGCCCCAGUCCAGUGAUUUGCACCUGUGCAGGCUGUGCCGUAACCGAAUUAAUAAGUUGUGUUGUGGCAGCACAAGUAGAAGAACCAUAAUAAUAAUUAUUAUCAUGAGCGACGAAGCCACCGAAACCACCCGCCUGGUCCAGUCAAGUCGGAGUCGAGCGCAGGAGGCCAGCGGGGACGAAACUAGAAAGCAGUCGCUGACACGCUGUCAGCGACUGCAUCCGUCCUACUUCGUUAUCGCAAUCGCUGCAGUUGAGCGACUGGGCCAGAAUGGCAUCUUGACCAACCUCGUGUUGUUCAUGCAGAACCACAGGCUGCUGGACUGGAGCACGUCCACGGUGAACAUCGUGGUGCUGUUGGUGAGGAACGUCACCCUGCUUCUGGCUGCUGUUUCUGGUGCUGUUACUGACAGUCAACUGAGUCGCUAUGCCAUGCUAUACGUAGGUGUGGUGUUACAGUUGCUGGGCUGCUCAAUGAUGACGGCUGCAGCAUUCUUGGAGCACCACGACGAGUAUGAUCCGGAUGGGAAUGUGCCGACGUUGAGCCCACUCAGCUCAUCACAAGACCACCUUCUACGCUCCUUGAUUCUUGGUGGCCUUGGCUUGCUGUCGAUUGGGCGUGCAGCUGCGCUAGGCGCGGAGGUUCCCCUCGGUGUGGACCAGUACUGGAGGCGCAGGGAGUCAACGGAAAAGGCCAGCCAGUUCUUCCCACUGUACUAUUUCUGGAUCAACGUGUCGUCGACUGUUGUCAUCGGGGCGCUGUCCUAUGUGCAGCUCAACUACGGCUUCAGAGUCGGCCUUGCACCAUCUACCGGUGCCUAUCUCCUGUGUCUGCUUGGCAUUCAUGCUCUGCGUUCGCGCCUGUACUCCACAGAGAACCUUGGGCAUGGAGGGGGCCUCAAAAACGUAAUCUCUGCAUACAAAGCCGCGUGGCUUGCGUGGAGAGAGGAGCGGAAGAGACCUCAGUCUGGUGCCGGAGCAAGACGCAGACGGGGCAGUAAUGUCAACAUGACUGCCACCGACCAGUGGAUCAAACCAACGCCGUGGCUCUGCUAUGCCGACCUGUCGGAGAAGUUCCGUGAAGAGGGUGGGAGUGUCACAGAUGCACGGAAUUUCACCAGCCUAGUGUUGGUGCUGCUGCCAAUCCUAUUGUACAACGUGAUGAUGUCACAGAUUGCCACUACAUUUGUUUCUCAAGGUGAUGCAAUGUCGAUUUCCCUGCAAACAAGCCGCAACGAUGCACAGCGUAACGUCUCGGGAAAUACCACAGGUGACGGCAUGCCGCCGUUUAUCCCGUCGACACUAAUCGCCGCCGUCAGUGGAAUUGCGAUUAUUGUGGCAAUUCCUCUUCUGUACGGAGUCGUGUACCCACGCCUGGACAGUGCGAGAAGAUUCUGGCGUCUGACACUCUUCCGUCGGAUGGGCAUCGGCAUGUUUGUGGCUGUCCUGAGCGUACUGUGUGCGGCCGUUGUGGAGGUGGAACGACGGCAGGACGACCGCUGGAACGCAACCUCACGCUAUGAUCCCGCACUCCUGUCCACACACACCGCCUCGAGCCUCUCUAUAUUCUGGCAGGUGCCGCAGUACAUACUCAGUGGUAUUGCUGAGGUCAUGGUGUACCUCUCAGCGCUUGAGUUUGCGUAUUGCAAGUCGCCGUCGUCCAUGAAGGGACUGUCCAUUGGUCUGGUGUACGCCAUGUCGGGACUCUCUGGCCUGCUGAGCGCUCUCAUUCUAUACCUGCUCUCGUCCAAUGAUAGUCGAGACUUCUAUGGCUCAGGGUCACCAGGGCGCAUGCACCUGUACUAUGCUGCCCUGGGUGGACUAAUUCUCCUGGGAAUCUUCUUCUUUGGCAUAGCAACGAAACGGUAUAAGUUCGUGCAGCGUCGGGGCGGCGGUGGUGCUGGUGCUGCUGGCGGUGCUGGAACACCACGUGACCAGGCUGGAAGCGGCCGUUACAUCCCAAUCUAGAGCUCUCCUCCUGCUCAUAUUCAGCAUAGCCUGGGAAUCAAUGUGGCAAUCACGGUGUGAAAAGGUCAUCAUCGUCUUGCCUGGAUCUCAUUGUUGAGCUCGACCUUAUGACUAUUUGGAUGUGCUAUACAGUUUUUUUAGAACACGGAGGCUCCACUGCAGCCAAUUCAUAAUUAUUAUGAUUAAUUUUGCAGCGUCAACGACCUUUGUGUAGUGGCGGUGACUGAUCAUUAUGCUAUACAGUUCCUGGGUUACUGUAAGACCACUACCGGUAUUUACAUUGAACAGUUACUGUUACUCGUAUGGUGAGCCAAUUUAGUUAUGGAAAAUGGAGAAGGGCAAAACAUGUUACGAGUUAUGGCUAUCAGUACGCCUUGCCAGUUUUGUGCCAUUUUGUCGCACUCGCUGACUAUAGGAUCUGGUUACGUUGGUGGACAGUUAGUCAUACCUCGUAUCAUUUUUUGCUAUUUAACUUGAUGAUUAGCGACGCUUUUAUAUUUAUUUUUUAAAUUUAAC
This is a messenger RNA of Sycon ciliatum, 2643 nucleotides long. RefSeq names its product solute carrier family 15 member 3-like. The transcript is spliced from 4 exons. Gene Ontology annotation, cellular component: membrane. The coding region runs from base 265 to 2127 and encodes 620 amino acids. NCBI's taxonomy places the organism in Eukaryota, Metazoa, Porifera, Calcarea, Leucosolenida, Sycettidae. Gene Ontology annotation, biological process: transmembrane transport. Gene Ontology annotation, molecular function: transmembrane transporter activity. The record is from RefSeq and is a predicted model, not a curated record.